Molecule: messenger RNA, 1149 nt
Organism: Pyricularia grisea
Lineage: Eukaryota; Fungi; Ascomycota; Sordariomycetes; Magnaporthales; Pyriculariaceae
Exons: 1
Coding region: 1-1149 (382 amino acids)
Source: RefSeq, a predicted model, not a curated record
AUGGACUUUCAACAACCGGAAUUUACGGCAGAUGAGGAUAGGGCCUGGGCCAACAUCGCAAAACCGGGGUUUCGCGACCCUAAAAUUCUUCAUGACUUUUGGCAAAAAUUCAAUACAUGUAAUAUUCCUCUAUUGCCACGAGAUAACUUCGUUGUCGACGCACUGGACUGUGCACGGUUAGCUGAGGAUCGCACCCAUCUCGAAGAGCUUUUGCAGAAGAAGUUCGAGUAUCGCUGCAAGACGCUUGGGGAUGGAAUAACCGGCUUUCUAUGCGCCGCGCUGGACACUGACGCGUAUCAAGCCGCGCCUAAGGAUGUCCGCCUUGCUGCCCAAAACAUCAGCAUCAGUGGUGGUAGCCUAAAGACAUUUAUCGAAUUCGUUUACGGAGUCAUUAGCAGCCCGGAUCAAGGUGGUUUUGGACGAGAGAUGGAAACCCCGCCAGAACUACCGAGGACGCCGAGCGAAAUACCGAGAACGCCGAGCGACAAUCGCGACAGUGUGGACAUUAGCGACCUCCCUACCCCGGACGACGGGGCACAACGUAUCGACCGUUUUGACGUGCGCUACGAUGACGAUUUAGAACAGCAAAUUGAGGAAAAUUGGCGAUCGACAAGAAUCACGGAGUUACGCGACGAUGCACAAAUAACCGCCGCGCCGCUGCCUGAUGAUCGACAGGCUUUUAAUCCACAGGAGCAUAAAGUUUCAGGCCAAAACCGCACCAAAGAAUCUCAGUAUCAAGCAGCCGCUGGCUCUGGGCCACAAGACAAGUCCACACAAUCCCCGAUCACACCAGCCGAUACGCGGUCAACAGGGGAAGGCAUCUCAGACCGGCCCUUGACACCUAAAGUAUAUCUGCAUCAGCCGUCUUCAACAACAUUUACAGGAUUGGAUGCGGAAAAACCACCAGUGGCAUCAACUAAAACGCUCGAGGCUUACAGUCCAAACAAUUCGCCGGAGGUAACCGCAACAGCAAUCAUAGCCUCGUGUGCCCUCGAGAGUUCUGCAACUCCUUGCAGUGGGCGUAAGAGAAGGAUAGACAAGGAUUUCUCAGCCAGGUUAGAAGGGCAUGACGUCACAAGCUUGAAGCAACCCAAGUUUGAGGAAGUAGGACAAGCAAAACGGAGAAAGUACUGUGACGAUGUUGAUUAA